Molecule: messenger RNA, 1157 nt
Organism: Vespula vulgaris
Lineage: Eukaryota; Metazoa; Arthropoda; Insecta; Hymenoptera; Vespidae
Gene: MED18
Product: mediator of RNA polymerase II transcription subunit 18
Exons: 3
Coding region: 371-1027 (218 amino acids)
Biological process (GO): termination of RNA polymerase II transcription; regulation of transcription by RNA polymerase II
Cellular component (GO): core mediator complex; mediator complex
Molecular function (GO): transcription coregulator activity
Source: RefSeq, a predicted model, not a curated record
UAUACGUAUAUAUAUAUGUAUGUGUAUAUAUAUAAUACAUACAUAUAUAGAUGUAUAUAGAUUGCAAUAAAAUUGUGUUUAACAAUUAUAUUAAUUAUAUUACAAUUGAUAUAUAUUUGUUCGGAAAUACGGAGAAUAAGAUUACACAUCUAAUUAUAGAUAUAGCUUCGCUAUCUAGAAUAUAACUAGUUCAAGAUCAAUGUUUCCAUCUGCUUUUACCUUUCGAAAUUUGUAUUUCAAUUAAGAUUUUGUGUCUAUCUCUCUGUGUAUAUACAUGUAUAUGACUGAUUAGUAUACUUGUUAAGAAAUAUAAAGAUUGCUUAUAUGUGAUCAUAAAAUAUACUGCGAUAUAAAAUCUACUAUUUGAAAGAUGACAACUCCAAUAAGCACAGCAAUGGACAGGUUAAGUGCGGCAUUAAAUUCAAAUAUAAUACCAAAUCAAGAGUAUUUACUUCAAGGCUCCGUUCUAGACAGUGCUGUGGAAGUGUUGCUUCAUAGAUUAAGAGGCUUAUGUGAUAAUGUUGAUAGCGGACCUGAAACUUUCAACGAUCAUGAAAUGUGUUUUAGUAUUAGAAGAGGACCUCCUCCCGAACAACCACUACUGUUAAGAGUUAGAAGAGCUUUGGAUUAUCAAGAUAUGCCUUGGCAAUUAAGAUAUAUAGGUCAGCCAGAAUUAGGUGAUAAAUCUCGUCCUACAAUUGUACGCAGCAGCAUAGAUAUUGCUACCAGCAGUACCGUAGUAGAAUUUUUAACGGAGUUAGGUUGUAGAUUGGAUUUUGAAUACAUAGCUAGAGGUUAUAUGUUCCGCAAGGGUAGAAUGAAAGUUACAGUAUCAAAGAUUUUUAAGAUGGGUCAACAAGGAAAAAUACCUGAAAGUGUAGAAGCUAUAUCUCAAAGUUAUCUGGUAGAAUUAAGUGUUCUUGCGCCUAGUGGUCAAGAUGCGAUAGCAGAGGAUAUGAGAAUAUUUGCAGAACAAUUGAAACCUCUAGUUCAGCUCGAAAAGAUUGAUUACAAAAGACUUCAUUAAAUGCUAAAUAUAAAGAAGGUAUGAAUUUCAUAUUUUGUAUUGGAAUUAAUUUAAUAAAAUGCAAUAAUAUUGCGAAAUACCCUUUUUUUACGUAUAAUCUUAUGAAAUAAAUUAUUUAUUCUCAAGUGUA